Molecule: messenger RNA, 1029 nt
Organism: Vigna radiata var. radiata (mung bean)
Lineage: Eukaryota; Viridiplantae; Streptophyta; Magnoliopsida; Fabales; Fabaceae
Product: xyloglucan endotransglucosylase/hydrolase 1
Exons: 4
Coding region: 40-921 (293 amino acids)
Biological process (GO): cell wall biogenesis; xyloglucan metabolic process
Cellular component (GO): apoplast; cell wall
Molecular function (GO): xyloglucan:xyloglucosyl transferase activity; hydrolase activity, hydrolyzing O-glycosyl compounds
Source: RefSeq, a predicted model, not a curated record
UCUUAGCCAUUAGCUUCCACAAACAGAUAAACACAGAAAAUGGUUUCUUCUUUGUGGACCGUGUCUCUGAUAUUGGCAUCGCUGGCCUCUGCAGCAGUUUGUGCCAACCCGAGGAGGCCAGUGGAUGUACAAUUCGGUAGAAACUACGUUCCUACAUGGGCUUUUGAUCACAUCAAAUACUUCAAUGGUGGUUCUGAGAUUCAGCUUCAUCUUGACAAAUACACUGGUACUGGCUUUCAGUCCAAAGGGUCAUACUUGUUUGGCCAUUUCAGCAUGUACAUAAAGAUGGUUCCUGGAGAUUCAGCUGGCACAGUCACUGCUUUCUAUUUAUCAUCUCAAAACGCGGAGCACGAUGAGAUAGACUUUGAGUUCUUGGGGAACAGAACAGGACAACCUUACAUUUUGCAAACAAAUGUGUUCACCGGAGGAAAGGGUGACAGAGAGCAAAGAAUCUAUCUCUGGUUUGACCCCACCAAAGCAUACCACAGAUACUCUAUUCUCUGGAACUUGUAUCAGAUUGUGUUCUUUGUGGACGAUGUGCCAAUCAGGGUGUUCAAGAACAGCAAGGACUUGGGAGUGAAGUUUCCAUUCGACCAACCUAUGAAGAUAUACAACAGUCUGUGGAAUGCUGAUGACUGGGCAACAAGGGGUGGUUUGGAGAAAACAGAUUGGUCGAAAGCUCCUUUCAUAGCAGCGUACAAGGGUUUCCACAUCGAUGGGUGUGAGGCCUCUGUGAACGCUAAGUUCUGCGACACACAGGGCAAGAGAUGGUGGGACCAACCAGAGUUCCGUGACCUUGACGCAGCUCAAUGGCAAAGACUCAAAUGGGUGCGUCAGAAAUUCACCAUCUACAACUACUGCACUGACAGAAAACGCUACCCUCAACUUCCCCCUGAAUGCAGAAGAGACCGCGAUAUUUAAAUUUUCACACACUUAUGUUACCUUUUACUUUUACCAUAUUGUUGUCACUUUCAUGUACAAUUUUAUAUCACGUCAAAUCUAUCUAUCCAUUGGCACUUUAUUUAUGAA